Acaulospora colombiana is the source of this 1125-nucleotide messenger RNA. The record is from the annotation of a GenBank genome assembly. NCBI's taxonomy places the organism in Eukaryota, Fungi, Glomeromycota, Glomeromycetes, Diversisporales, Acaulosporaceae.
AUGACAUCAAGCCAUCCAGGUUACGGUUCAACUGCUAAUGGAGACGCGUAUGACGUUCUCAAACCACAACCUCUUGUUUUGCCGCCUGCACCAACCCUAGGCAAAUCUCUCGUGGUUAUACUCAAGUCUUCACGGAUCAAUUAUUUUUUGAUUUUCGUACCACUUGGAUGGAUGGCUCACACGUUAAAAUGGAAUGAUACAUGGGUUUUCAUAUUAAAUUUCUUGGCCAUAAUUCCGCUAUCCAAAUUAUAUGACUUUGCAACGGUAGACGUUAGUCUGAGGGUCGGCCAGUCAAUUGGUUGCUUGUUAAACGCUACAUUCGGCAAUGCGGUAGAAUUGAUUGUUUCCAUAAUAGCGCUGUCGAAAGGAGAAAUCCGAGGAACUUUUUAUAGUCAACAGAUCUUUAAUAAAACCACCGCGCAAACAACUUCGAGUUUGAUGACUUUGGCGUGCAUCGGUUUGGUCAUUCCCGCGGCUUUUAGUUUUUCAGUUGAUAGCAGUGCCAAUAGGAUAGAGGAUCAGAGAAAUAUCGAGGGACUUAUAGAAUUGUCUCAUGGAACCGCGAUUGUUUUGUUGUUGAUAUACAUUCUCUACCUUUAUUUUCAAUUGAAAACGCAUGCGAACUUGUAUCAUAUAGAGGAGGAGGAGGAAGAAGCUCAAUUAUCUCUUAGUGUACUAUUAUUUCUAUUUAUCAUUGUGACCGUUAUUGUGGCUUUUCUUGCCGAAUAUUUGGUUGGUUCGAUCGAGGGAAUUGUUAAAUCUUCCGGAUUAAGUAAAACUUUUAUCGGCAUAGUUUUACUACCAAUCAUUGGUAACGCUGCUGAGUUUACGACCGCCAUCAACGCUGCAACAAGAAAUAAGAUGGAUUUUGCUAUCAGAAUUGCCGCCGGCAGCUCCAUGCAAAUCGCACUCUUCAUCACACCAUUCCUCGUUUUGUUCGGAUGGACUAUAGGACAGGAAUUCACCUUAUACUUCCAGACGUUUGAAACCGUUGUGAUGUUUAUUUCGGUUCUGAUAACGAAUUAUCUCAUUCUGGACGGUAAAUCCAAUUGGCUGGAAGGUGUUAUGUUGCUAGCUACAUAUGCCAUCAUAUCAUUGUCCUUCUACUAUUAUCCCUACAGAUAA